AGAACGCUGACAGCGAUUGUAACACAGCUGUUGUUCUCAUGCUGCGCCGAGCGACAAACCGUGUGUUGCGUGAAAAUCACUGAACCGUGAAAGUAAUACCGUUGCUGCAGUGACAAUUCCCUACCCCGGCGGACAAACAAUUGCAACAUACCCGCUACACGGACGCAGUAAAUCAGCAGCAUUAGCAAGCCAAUAGGCAGCUGAAAUAAGUGGAAAGCAGGCGCACUGUAGAAGAGGAGCACAUCAGGAAUCAUAACUGUAUGUGUGUGCAUACCUUGUUUAUGCAAAUACGAUUCAGCAGUGUAGAAGUGUGAAAUGAAGUCAACAUCCAGUGCCAUUUGGUGGAUAAAGAGUCCAAAGAAAACAUCGAAAUGGGCUAUAAAAAAGCGAAAGCAAUCAGUUGGUGCCACAUUCAGCAACGACAUGACGGAUCUAUUUCGCAACAUAUCGAUGCAUGCGUAUGGAAAAUUGGUGGACAACGCAUUGAAUGUGUGGGAAAAAUUAAUAUGGUUGGCUGUACAUAUAACAACAAUGUUUACGCUAUUUACGAUUCUGUCACUGAUUUGGGAACAAUUUGUCGCUCAGUACAUUGUCAUCAACCUAUCCAAUCCACUGUAUCCUAUUGAAUCCGUGGCAUUUCCAUCCAUUUCCAUCUGCUCGAACAAUAGAAUUUCAAGGCAGGCGGCAUUGGCGCAUGCAAAGGAGCUGUGA
Messenger RNA from Bactrocera oleae (olive fruit fly), 711 nucleotides. RefSeq names its product pickpocket protein 19. Gene Ontology annotation, molecular function: sodium channel activity. The record is from RefSeq and is a predicted model, not a curated record. Gene Ontology annotation, cellular component: membrane. Lineage: Eukaryota; Metazoa; Arthropoda; Insecta; Diptera; Tephritidae. Gene Ontology annotation, biological process: sodium ion transport.